Messenger RNA from Naegleria fowleri, 2517 nucleotides. RefSeq lists its product as uncharacterized. The coding region runs from base 1 to 2517 and encodes 838 amino acids. The record is from RefSeq and is a predicted model, not a curated record. Lineage: Eukaryota; Heterolobosea; Eutetramitea; Acrasida; Naegleriidae. The transcript has 5 exons. Gene Ontology annotation, molecular function: protein binding.
AUGUCUUCUUCCAAAUCUUCGACGCUCGAUCUCGCUCAAAUUCUGAAGCGAAUGCUCAUGGCAGAGAAUGACACUCUCUACCGAUCUUCCGAUGUGGCCACUCUCGAACAACUUAUUGAAAUGAACGGAGGAGAUUUAUUGGCAAGUUUUUCAAUGGUUCAUGGAGGAGAUCCCACUCCAUCCAAAGUCAAUAUUUCUGAAAUCACUGAUCAGUACUAUAAGGAAAAGGGACCCACUCAAAGUAGUAGUAGUAGCAGCAGUACUACUAGAAACAACAACAAUAACAACACAAAUUAUAACACAUCAACAACAAGGAACAAUAAUAGAGACCGAAGUUUGGAGAUUACGAUUGAAGAUGAGGAGGAGAACACGAAUAUUCUUCCGAACACUGCAAUCAAUGAAGAUGAAACUGGAAAACAACAAGCCACUUCCUCUUCAUCCUUAUCGAUGAGUGAACUAAAGAAAAGUCCACAAAACGACUCCAUGAAUAUCCAAGAUCACCCAUCAUCCUCCUCCUCCUCUUCACAACCACACAGAGCCUUGACAUUAUCCAUGCAAAUGAAACUUCGAGCACUUCGGUUGAAACUACGAGAGACACCAAUGGCUACUCAAUUCGAAAAGUAUGAUGAUCAUUUGUUGGCUAAAUGGUUAGAAGACCACAACGAAGAUGUAAAUGCCACACUGGGAUAUAUCGUUUCAAAUAGCAGUGGCACAGCUCCGGUGGGUGCUUCCAGUAGUACUAGUGGAGAGGCUCAAAACGGCGAUAUUGUGAUAAACGAUGAUGAUGACCAGAACAACAAAGCACGAAGCCUCAGUUCUGCAAGUUCUAGCGAUAUUUCUGUUGAUGAUCCUUUAAGUUUGGUUGAUAAUGACGUAAAAACCAAGAGACGCCAUUCAGCUCUUACCUUAGAUAUGCAAAUUAAGAUUAGAAGCGUUAAAAUCAAAUUGAAAAACACCAAAAACAUUCAAAAUGUUGAUGAUAUCACUGUAUUUAACUUAUUACAAUUGAAUGACAACGAUGUGCAAAAAACAGUGAAAUACUUGAAGGAAUGUGAUUCGAGCACAAUAUUGAAUAGUGGAGCUCCUCCACCGACUAAGACACUCUAUAUUGCUCCAACUACUUGGGAUAAAAACCCAUCCAUCCCCAUACCACCUGAGGAGAUUGAAAAGUUAAAACAAGAAGGUAGAAAUAUUGUGAAUAUUAAUCAGUUACCCAAUGAUUCUCUUGAACAUAUACUAGAGUAUUUGGACAAGAGAAACAAUUUACAAAUGUCAGCUGUGAAUCAAUACUUCAACAAGUGUGCCUCAUCUGAUUACUUUUGGACAAGCAAGGGCCAAAAAGGUCGAAAUGGUUUAAUUGAACCUUAUGAGUUCCAGUUUUCAUGCAAGAAAAGCUCGAAAAAAGCCAAUCAAGACAUGGACACUGUUCAUUUACAAGAGCAACAACAGUCAACAACAAAUAAUGAUGAGGGACCAUCUUUCAAAUCAAAAUACGCCAAAUACAAGAAGGAACAACUUGUUCAACAACGAGUGAUGGAAAUUGAACAUUCCAUCGUUCAAAAUAAGAUAAAUGACCUCUCCAAUAGAGAUUAUGAAUGGAAGGAACAUGUUUAUAAAUCCUGGAUAGGAUUUAUCGUCGUUUCCAUUGUUUCAGCGGUUGUGGGACUGGUAUUAAUUCCACUUUUCAUGGAUGAAUAUAUCCCUAAUGACAUUGGAACAUACUAUUGGUUGUUCUCAUGGCUUUCAGUCGGAAUUGUUACGAUUCCCUAUUUCUUGAUCAUGAUUGCUCAUCAUGCACAUUUAUACGAGUUUUAUCCUGCUUGGACCUCGAAACAGUUGAAAGACUUUCGUAUUGAAUAUACUACUCAGACAUUCAUACUAUUUAGCUCUACUUGGAUGUGGAUUCCCUAUAUAUGGCUUGUGGGAGGUGUAAAGAAUGCUGUUUUUCCUGAUUUACCCAUUUUGAGUUAUAUUGCUAUUCCUGCCUAUGUUUGGUGUUUGUUAUCUUAUCUGUGUGGUGCUCCUGCUCUUAAAUCAAGUUUGAAGGAAACUCAAAGGGAGAAAGCAGCAUUUUAUGUUUCGACAUUCACAUAUGGCCUUUUAUUAGCCUUUUCUGUGUUGUUUAUUAUUUUGUUAUUUGCAAAGAUUGAUGGACUCGAGUAUGCACUGAAUAUUCCUUGGUCCUUAAUAUUUGUUCCACUCUAUGCUGCUAUUUCAUGUUUCCCUUUAGGAUUUUUAAUUGUGCCAAUUGUUGUUUUGACUCUCAACAACGAAUUUUGGGCUGGUAUGGGAACUGGAUGUGGACUUGGAUUUAUUGUGUUCCUUAUUGUGAGUCCUAUCUACAUUGUAGUGCCUUUAAUUGGUGCUGUGUUAGAUUCCUUCAUUUUACAAACUGCAUUUCCUUUUGUUGCUGUUUUUUCGAUUGCUUAUGGUUUAGGAUUGAUUGUUCUAGGUAUCGCAGCAUGUGUUGGAUGUGUCUUUAUUUGUUGCUUUUUAUCUAACGUUCAAGAUGAUUGA